Messenger RNA from Magnusiomyces paraingens, 528 nucleotides. RefSeq lists its product as uncharacterized. Bases 1 to 528 code for a protein of 175 amino acids. The record is from RefSeq and is a predicted model, not a curated record. NCBI's taxonomy places the organism in Eukaryota, Fungi, Ascomycota, Dipodascomycetes, Dipodascales, Dipodascaceae. The transcript is spliced from 2 exons.
AUGAUUGCAAUUCAAGCUGUCAUGAAGUACGGCGCGCCGUUUCGUCACCGCAACACACCCCCCAUUCCUCCUUGGGCCGCCACAGUGAUUCUUACAAACAACUACCUCGAAUCGCCCUUCGGUCAACCAUUUGCCAUUUUCUUUGGCACCUUGUGUUCAGCCGUAAUUGGCGUGGGGCUCACCAAACUAUUUCUGCUGGCAGGAGCCUCCGGCGAGUCUCAUUUGUGGAUCUGUGGUGCCCUCUCUGUCGCAAUUGCAUCUAUCUUUAUGAGCCAUACCCAUACAUUACACCCGGCUGCUGCAUCAACAGCGCUUAUCUGCUCGAUUAAUGCUGAGAUUCGCCACUUGGGUUGGUUUUAUUUGGCUGACCAGGUUAUCUGCGGUGUCAUUGUCAUUUCUAUUGCCUGCUUGUUUGGAAACAUGUAUGCUAGAUAUCCUUUGUACUGGUUCUUGCCUCCAAAGCUCAGUGCACCUAAACCGGCUGAUAACAAAAAUUCACUGCAUCAAACAAAGACUAGGAAAUCAUAA